Messenger RNA from Aedes albopictus (Asian tiger mosquito), 2121 nucleotides. RefSeq names its product ABC transporter F family member 4-like. The record is from RefSeq and is a predicted model, not a curated record. Lineage: Eukaryota; Metazoa; Arthropoda; Insecta; Diptera; Culicidae. Gene Ontology annotation, molecular function: chromatin binding. Gene Ontology annotation, cellular component: pericentric heterochromatin. Gene Ontology annotation, biological process: chromatin organization; negative regulation of transcription by RNA polymerase II.
UCUCGCGGUUGCAGUCCACUCAUCAAAGUGCAUCCAGCAAAGUUUGUCUUUUUGGUGAUUUGCGUCCGUAGCUUCGUUGAAUUUUUCCUGCAGAAAUUCUGUUGUAAGUACAGUGUUAAAAGGUGAUUUGAGCUCAAAAUGCGGAAGGAAAAUCUCAAACGCAAAGGCGAAGACGAUGCGGAGAACGGUUCCGACAGCGGUGAGCAGGAAAACUCGCCGGCCGCCGCCGACAAAGAGGAGGAUGCCGAAAUGCAAAGUGCCAACGAAAACACGGAAGAAAAUGGAGACUCGAAAGAGCCCGGCACCGACGACGAUUUUGAGGAUGCCGAAACCGGCGAUGAUAAGGAUGCUAAAAAGUCGGACAAGGAUGAGGAAAACGGAAAUGAAGAGGGGAAGGAGGAAGGGGAGGCCAAGGACGAUGAGGAUGAAGACAUGGAUGAUGUCCCUCUGAAGAAGAGUGGUCGUGCAAAGCCUAAACCGGCCAAGAAGGGCGCCAAGGAGACCAAUGGGGAUUCAAAGGCGAAUGGUGAUGAUAAGGGUGAUGGUGAGGAGGGUGACAAAGAGGAGGCAGGAGAGGACGGAGAGGAUAAUGAGGUAGAGGACGACGCCGGUGGUGAUGAGUCGGGAUCGAAGAAGACUAAGAAGGGCAAGAAAGCUGCCCCCAAGAAAAAGGAGGUAAAAAAGACCAAGCCAAAGCCGGCCAAGAAAACCAAGAAAGAGGAAAUCGAAGAGGAGGACGCCGAAGAGGAAGAAUAUGAAGUCCAGGACAUUGUGGACCACCGUAAGGAACGUGGAAAAAUGGUCUUCCGUAUCCGCUGGAAGAAUUACGGAGCGAAGGAUGACACCUGGGAACCGGAGGCCACGUUGUCCUGCCCGGACAUAAUCAAGCGAUACAAGGCCAAACUAAAGAAGGAAGAAGAGAAGGAACAAGAAGAGGAAGAGGAAGCGGAAUAUGAGGUCCAGGAUAUUGUUGAUCAUCGCAAAGAAAAGGGAAAGAUGGUUUAUCGUAUUCGCUGGAAGAACUUUGGAGCCAAGGACGAUACCUGGGAACCGGAAGCUACACUUUCCUGUCCGGAAAUUAUCAAGCGCUACAAGGCCAAGCUAAAGAAAGAAGAAGAGAAGGAGGAAGAGGAAGAAGAAGAGGCAGAGUAUGAAGUACAGGACAUUAUAGAUCACCGUAAGGAAAAGGGAAAGAUGAUUUAUCGUAUUCGCUGGAAGAACUUUGGACCGAAGGAUGAUACAUGGGAACCGGAAGCUACGCUCUCAUGCCCGGAAAUCAUCAAACGUUACAAAGCUAAAAUUGAAAAAGAAGAUUCUGCACCGCCAGCCAAAAAGGCAAAGGCUGGUCCGAAAGGAGCUCCUGCGAAGGGUGCUACACCGAAAGCACCUCCCAAGAAGCGUGCCGUCAAGGAAGAUUCGGAAGACGACGAGGAUGGCGAGGAAGACGACACGGAAUACGAGGUGGAGAAGAUCAUCGAAGUACACUUCAAGCGCAACGGCCAGCGGGACUAUCUGGUCCGAUGGAAGGGAUUCACUGCAAAGGAUGACACCUGGGAACCGGAAGAGCAUCUGCACUGUAAGGACUUGAUUGCAAAAUUCAACGAGAAGCUGGACAAAUCCAAGAACGCCGUCGUCAAGGAGCUGCGGGUUAACCGGAAGCAGCCCGAACGACUUAACCUGGUCGAAAGGGGCCACAAGACGUCCAAACGUAACGCUGGAAAGGUUCGAGUGAACUACUACGAUGGAGAGUAAAUCGCCGGGCAUGACCGGAAAUAGAAUCUAGGCACCGGUUGGACCUAGACAAGGAAACAUUACAACUAUUGAAACUAUUCUUCGUAAGUGUACCGUAGUUUUAAGAGUGCAAUUUCACACACACAAAACACAAACACGAAUGCAUUUUACAUACUUGAUCUAAGUCGAUUGAUGGUUAAGCUUAGGUGUAUCCUUCCCAUUUGUUCCUGAUUUGUACAUCCGGUACGUACUGGACAACCGAGAGACGUAACAAAAAACUAGAUUUUGGAAACAUGUCAUACGAAAUUAUAUAUAUUUUUGACUUAACCUCCCCAAGGCACUUGUAUGAAUCAGACAACUAUCGUAAAAAUAAACUACUCUAUAGAUUAA